CACACAAGCUUGGAUCAGAGCGAAAGCACGGAGACACACUUUGCGAGGAAGAAGAAGAAGAAGCAGUAGCAGAGCUUAGUUUGCUAUUCGCAAUGGACGAAGAAGAGCUAUGGAAAUGUCGAAAUCACCCCUUGAAGCGAAGAAGCACCGGUGUCUGCCCUCUCUGUCUCAGAGAUCGUCUCCUUCGCCUCUGCCCCGAAUGCGCUAACGUUCGGCCGUGCUCGUGCUGCUACUCAUCUUCUUCUUCUUCUUCUUCAUCUUCCUCUUCGUUUUCUCUUUCCUCCUCUAUCGACGCUCCCAAAUCCAGCGCCGAAAUCGGAGUACGAACCGUCGGAUCCUUUUCCAAUCUUAUCGACUGCGAUCCUGCUUUCCAACGGUCCAGAUCCACUACCUUUAGCUUCAUCCGACGCAGACCGUCCCAUAAGGACGCCGUAGCACUGAUUCCACCUGUUGUGAGUCGUACCAGAUCAUCACUGUGGCCGCCUGUAUUCAAGUCUUCAACAAAGACGAAGAAAGCAGAUGAAGUAAAGGAAGAGAAAGAGAACCUACAGAUUGAAAACAUGAAGAUGAUCAGGUCUAAAUCGGUCGGAAUUUCUUCUAUCUCUGAAUCUGCCGGUGGUGAUUGCAAAUUGAAAGGUAGGCGUUGGUAUUUUCCGAGUUCGAUGAAGGUUUUCCGGCAGCAUAAGACGACCAAGGUUGUUCAAGAACUUUCUCCUUUGAGCAGAAGUUGAACUUUCUUCACCUUUGAAGAUUUUCGAGAAUCUAAACAGAUACAUGUUUCCUUGUUCUUUCUUUUUCAGUAUAUAAUUUUGUUUUUUUUUU
Telopea speciosissima is the source of this 822-nucleotide messenger RNA. RefSeq lists its product as uncharacterized. The record is from RefSeq and is a predicted model, not a curated record. The transcript has a single exon. The coding region runs from base 93 to 731 and encodes 212 amino acids. NCBI's taxonomy places the organism in Eukaryota, Viridiplantae, Streptophyta, Magnoliopsida, Proteales, Proteaceae.